UGAACCCUUAACUUCUGCCAUCCUUUCCACCAACACUACUCUCUCUCUCUCUCUAUUAUUCUCUCUCUUCUUCUUCUUCUUGCCCUUCAAUUUUAGACCAAAUAAACGUAUCAACAAAAGUCUUUCUCUUCUUCUUUUUUUCCUAUCAAUUCUUUUGCUGUGAGGCCUCAUCUCUUUUUUUUUUUGGGGUUAUUUGGUUAUCUUGGUUCAUUGAAUAUGGUGACUGCCAUGGCAGAUCUUUUGGGGAUCUGCAUAGAGGAGCUGCUUCUUGUAUCAGCUUUCAGGUAGCUGUCUCCAGCCUGCAUCAGAUGUUAUUAACUCACUACACACCAAACACAACUACAACACAAAAAACGGCAAGCACUCUGAAGAUCUUUACAAAAACGGCACGCAAGUUUCCUUCCUAAGCUGUUGAAAACAAAUAAAAACCACCGAGAAAAAUGUCAUUUUGAGUGAGAGGUAAAACAAAAAAAGAAAAAAAAAAUGGGACUUAAAGGUUAUAGCGUCGGGGGAGACAUAGGAGGAGAGAUAGUUGAAGUUCAAGGCGGUCACAUAAUCCGAGCCACGGGACGCAAAGAUCGUCAUAGCAAAGUCUUCACAUCUAAAGGUCCACGUGACCGGCGCGUGAGACUCUCAGCUCACACGGCGAUUCAGUUCUACGAUGUUCAAGACCGGUUAGGGUAUGACCGGCCAAGUAAAGCCGUGGAUUGGCUCAUCAAGAAAGCUAAAUCCGCCAUCGAAAAGCUCGAAGUCACUCAAGAACCGGAGAAUAAUACUAACACGGGAUCUUCUCCUCCCGAGCCAAACUUGGUUAAUAACCAGACGCAGUUCGUGGCGGCGAAUCUUGAUCCUGAAGACGCAAUGAAAACGUUCUUCCCGGCGACGACGACGACAACAACAACCGGUGGUGGUACAAACAUGAAUUUUCAAAACUACCCUCAUCAUGGUGACGACAAUAUAGUCUCAAGAACAGCAGCAAGAACAACACCGAACCUUAGCCAAGAUCUUGGACUCUCUCUUCACACAUUUCAAGGAAACAACAACAACAACAACAACACAGUAGUCCCCGAGACCAACAGUUUCGUCACGACUCCUUUUGAGACAUUCGGGAGGAUCUCGGGCUGGAAUCAUCACGACUUAGCGAUGACGUCACCUUCAUCACCAUCGGAACAAGAACAAGAAAGGAGUAAUGGUGGUUUCAUGGUGAAUCACCAUCAUCAUCAACCAUCGAUGAUGACAUUGCUUAAUAGUCAGCAGCAACAAGUGUUUCUUGGUGGCCAACAACAACAAAGGGGUACCCUUCAGUCCAGUUUAUUCCCUCAUUCUAUUCGUUCUUGGGAUCAUCAUCAUCAUCAUCAUCAAACGACGUCGGAUCAUCAUCACAAUCAGGCUUCUUCUUCUGUGAUGUUUGCUUCUCCAUCACAGUUUGGUUCUCAUGGGAUGAUGAUGAUGCAAGGCCUUAGUUUCCCCAUCCAUGGAGAAGAAGCUACUCAACCAAACUCUCCUUCUUCUACUCCAAACUCACACCUCUAAACACAGACGCAAAGGGUAACAACAAUGGAGGUUCUGAUUCAUCAUGACAUUGAGCUAAAAGGAGGAAUUAAUGUGAUGGAAGGAAAGUACGCAAUAUAUGUUUAUUACUAUACCUUUCUAUCCAUAUAUUUAUGAAUUCAAGACUACUAGCUAUUUCUCUUUUACUAUUUUUAUUAUUCAGUUUUGCUUAAUUGUUCUAUGAUUUUGCACUGGUCAUCAAGAUUACCAUAUUGAACAAUGAACGAGAUGGGUUCUAUG
Messenger RNA from Eutrema salsugineum, 1791 nucleotides. Its product is annotated as transcription factor TCP10. NCBI's taxonomy places the organism in Eukaryota, Viridiplantae, Streptophyta, Magnoliopsida, Brassicales, Brassicaceae. Gene Ontology annotation, biological process: regulation of secondary shoot formation. The transcript has 2 exons. The record is from RefSeq and is a predicted model, not a curated record. Bases 484 to 1533 code for a protein of 349 amino acids. Gene Ontology annotation, cellular component: nucleus. Gene Ontology annotation, molecular function: sequence-specific DNA binding; DNA-binding transcription factor activity.